ACGAACCGAGAAACUUACCUGCCAAAGUUUGUCAACUCUCACGAUCGGAAGUUAUGUCUUGACUAUCGCUUACAACGGAUCGCUGCAAACAUACGGCACUAUGGGUUUCUUGCGAAAGUCCUACCGCAAUGGAGACAACGAUCGUCGAUACCUCGCAGCAACUCACUUCGAGCCUACAGGAGCCCGUAUGGUGUUUCCCUGUUACGACGAGCCGGCGUUUAGAACGACCUUCAGCGUAUCGAUAACUCAUCACUCGAGCUAUAAUGCAGUGUCCAACAUGCCGCAGAAUGGAUCCGUAGUCGUGGAUUUGAAAGAUCCUAGCUUUGUUACUACCAGUUUCAUGACAUCUCUCAAUAUGUCGACUUACCUGUUGGCCUUUGUCGUAUCGGACUUCGAAACACGAUAUUCAGGUCAACAGCAAAUUCAUGCAAAACCAAACGCCAUCGACGAUACCGAAUUUGCACUAGACUCCGGAGUUCUAAUUUUACAGAAGUUGAGCGAGUACACCGGAAUUUCGUAUUAUGACUACCAACCGAAGAUGGCCCAGAUUGCCGUUCCCGAAUGGUUCAGUGGAGCGAUGGAGAAUUGGGGUUUGGUAACCUACAGAGAAGCGGGUCUUUUGUUCAACGCAGAUGUGAAUACGUAUCGUGUAAAGAUCGAAGUCACUACGACGAUUGCGCACGAAUACACUCACCAGUGGUUCGGUAAUCUGGUCGCUACCGAUUGGUCGUACCUUUGGCUAAAGGAAGGUUUUGCCACCCUGUUCGGUUACUACGGAGCUCAGUUGGCAUACACCAACGAGCAGUACAUGGACCUGUUCCAGAUCCAAAGUCUCCAUCCGGCGUUGGCACAAGAUUCCAAAUAUACAACGAGAUCCAUGAACUGGUACGCAAACACACCCGCAGACAUUUCCAGACUUUUCGAUGUUGUGGCUUACGAAAAGGCCGCUAGCGUUUUGAACAUGUUCCGUGCAGUCUUCGGAGACGGUAACUGGCAACGAGGUUUGAACGCGUACCUGCAGAAGCACGCACUUGGCGUCGCAACACCGGAAGAUCUGUACGAUGCACUUCAAAGCGCAGCCAUUCAUACAAGCUCGAUGACAGUAAAACAGAUCAUGGAAACCUGGACCAAUGCGGCUGGCUACCCUGUGCUCAACGUACGGCGAAACUAUCAAACCAAAACGGUGAUCAUUUCCCAGGCUUGGUUCCUGUCGGAUAGGAAGCUACCGACGGAUCAUGUAUGGUACAUUCCCUACAAUGUUGCCGAACAAAAGCAUGAAGAUUUUGAGUUGAAUAGCUUCAACUGGUUAACUAAGAAAGCAGAUACUGUUCUCGUUAAUGCCGAACCCGAUCAGUGGAUUAUCUUCAAUCGACAACAGUUUGGACUGUACCGUGUUAACUACGAUACUCGAAACUGGGAACUAAUCACUCAUGCUAUGAUCAUCAAUCCGGAAAGUAUCCAUCCCUUCAACCGAGCGCAGCUGAUCGACGAUGCCUUCAAUUUGGCUCGCGCUGAUCUACUAGACUUCAACGUUGUGCUACGCCUGCUAACGGCCCUGACCUAUGACUCGGAUUACCUACCAUGGGCCGCUGCAGACAAAGUUUUAUCCUAUGUGCACGGUAAGAUCCGUGGAGCCGAUCAACAAAAUCAAUUCGAGCACUAUGUAAACAGGCUGAUUGGUAACAUCUUCCCUACGCUACGUAUUGAUUCCGUUGAGUCCGUCGAGACGGUGAAGGAGAAACACUUCAGACAAAUGAUCUCUACGUGGGCCUGCAGAAUUGGUCGUUCCGACUGUCUAGACAAAGUACAGGCAACGUUCAAAGUAGCAGUGCACGAUGGCAUCAGCGUCCAUCCGGAUACUGCAUCGGUAGUGUAUAGCUAUGGUGUACAACACGCUACGGAUGACGAAUUCCUGUGGCUAUACAGACGGAUGUUCAACUCGUUCAACGAAGCUGAACGCUCACUGAUCAUCAACGCGCUUGGCUACUCGCAGAGCAAGACUCAACUGAAGGCUUUCCUGACUUCGUCGAUCGGUGCUGGUGUUGGUGUGGAGGUCAACUACAACGACAUGGAACGUACUCAGGUUCUACAGGCCGUUUAUUCGGCCAGUCGUGUCGGAGUUGAUGCGUUGAUUGACUUCCUAGACAAUUGGGAUAUAGCCGACGACUUGAUCUACUGGCUGGAGAAACGGGCAUUCACCGAUGCCAUUGCAAACAUAGCGAUGAGAACGAAUACUGAACAGCAAUUUGAUCGAUUGAAGCAGUUGCUGAAGACGGUUGGUUCAUUGGCCCAAAACCAGGUAGUCAACGCUGCCAUGGCAACCGUCAAGGCUAACCUGGAUUGGUAUGAUAGCUUGGAAGCGGUGAUCGUUGCUCAGUUUCUUGAGAAUUAUGCGUAA
Messenger RNA from Ochlerotatus camptorhynchus, 2398 nucleotides. RefSeq names its product aminopeptidase N-like. Bases 101 to 2398 code for a protein of 765 amino acids. The transcript is spliced from 2 exons. NCBI's taxonomy places the organism in Eukaryota, Metazoa, Arthropoda, Insecta, Diptera, Culicidae. The record is from RefSeq and is a predicted model, not a curated record. Gene Ontology annotation, cellular component: cytoplasm. Gene Ontology annotation, biological process: peptide catabolic process; proteolysis. Gene Ontology annotation, molecular function: peptide binding; metalloaminopeptidase activity; zinc ion binding.